AUGAAGAAAGCGUAUCUAAAUGAAAACAUCGCAUUGGCGAAUGGGCAGUGUUGCUGUGACGAGAAAAUUGAGAAUUAUAAUUUGAAACUUUCUAUUCUCAGGCAUUUAAGCAUAGAAUUCUUGGGAAUGCCACAGUAUUCGCGGAAAAAAUUACUCGAAUCACCACGCGCAGCACGUAUUCUGUUUGUAUGUAACGAUGCGAUGAUAGUGAUCGUUCACUUUGCGAGGAGUUCGAAUCGUGUGAUAACUCUUGUGGACAGUUCAACAUUAGAAGUGAAGCAUACACAUCAGUUCGACACUUCACCACAGCCACUCAUACCACAUUACGACUUCGAUUCGUCGGUGUUGUUCCUGACGAGUAAGGGAGAUCGAUUUAUCAACAUGUUCGAGGUAAUACCGACGGAUCCUUAUUUGCUGCCCAUGGCAUCAGCAUCUUUCCCGAACGGUCAUCAAGCGAUAUCGUUGCAUCCUAAAAUUGUUUGUGAUGUUAAAGCUGUUGAAUUUCAACGUGGUUGGCGCUUAACUGAAAAAUCAAUGGAAAGAAUUUCAUUUCGAGUUCCACGUGUUAAGAAAGAUCUCUUCCAAAGCGACAUAUUCCCGAGGGCGUUAGCAACCUGGAUACCCGUAAUGUCUGCGUCGAAUUGGUUCGAUGGGAAUUACCAACCUCGCCUGUUCGUUGAUCUGUGUCCAGAAGACAUGCAGCCAUAUAUUGCCUCACCUCAACCUGCAGUAAGACGCAGUAUAUUACAACCUCAACCUCGGUCUCAGUCGCAUACGCAUCCGCAGCAACAGUUAAUAAGCGAUGGCAAUGCUAAAUCACCAACAGCACCAAAUGGCUUUGCAUCAACAGUUCCUCAGACGCCUUCAGAUAUUGGUGAAUGUCGAGCGGAAGCUUUGAGAGGUGCAGUGGACCCAAAUGAGCGCAAGAUAGUGGAAAUGAGUUGGUCGAAUAGAAUUGGUGUUGAUCUGACGUUGGAACAGGACAGAAUGCAGGGAGUUGACGAGGAGGAGUGGUACGAGGAUUUAUAG
Molecule: messenger RNA, 1029 nt
Organism: Anisakis simplex (herring worm)
Lineage: Eukaryota; Metazoa; Nematoda; Chromadorea; Rhabditida; Anisakidae
Source: the annotation of a GenBank genome assembly